Molecule: messenger RNA, 8666 nt
Organism: Rhipicephalus microplus (southern cattle tick)
Lineage: Eukaryota; Metazoa; Arthropoda; Arachnida; Ixodida; Ixodidae
Gene: fra
Product: neogenin protein frazzled
Biological process (GO): cell-cell adhesion
Cellular component (GO): membrane
Molecular function (GO): protein binding
Source: RefSeq, a predicted model, not a curated record
CAGCGCUGUAAAAAUUCAACAUGGACCCACCAUAUUCGGCCGGAGAGAGUGCUCGGGCGAGUUGUUUGUGUCUGUGGUGUACGGCUUGUCAAACGCACGCCUCGCCUAGCGACGAUGUGAUGCCGCUGAAGAGGAUCGUCUGACAGUGCGCGGGUCCGAAAUUUCGCUUCGCAGACUCCGCGACCCCGAGGAGAGUUUCGGGGCAUCUCCUAUGAGUGUGUUUUCACUUCGGAUCUGAUCGUGUGUGGAGCAUAACGCUAUGGCUGGGCAGCAUCGGAAGCAACGUGGUUUACGAUGGAUCGUGCUUGCCGUCUCCUACGCGCUCGUCGGCGUCUUCAGCACCGUUAAAGGUGUGGGAGUAAGCUUUGCUGAAUUCCGAUUCUUGGAGGAGCCUACAGAUACCGUUGUCUCCAAGGAUGGCCCUGCACUGCUCAACUGUUCUGCAGCAGGUGAUCCCAAGCCCACUAUCUCCUGGAAGCGUGAGGGUGUGCAGCUACACCUCAUUAAUGACCCCAGAAGGUCCAUUCUCUCGAAUGGCUCUCUGCACUUUAGGAGUGUUCACCACACAAGAGCUGAACGUCCUGAUGAAGGAGUGUACCAGUGCGUGGCUACCAUACCUAAUGUCGGUACCAUGCUUAGCAGGUCAGCAAAGCUCCAAGUGGCUGCUUUGCCACGAUUUGAUGAGCAGCCACGUGACCUCCGGCUGUUCCCGGGUCAGACAGCGUACUUCCCGUGUUCGGCAUUUGCGCUGCCCCCAGCGGAUGUUAUUUGGCUGAAGGACCAGCAGCCACUGCAGCUGGACCCUGCACGCAUGCUGGUGCUACCCAGUGGCGCCCUGGAGCUUGACGCUGUGCAGACAACCGAUGAAGGGGCUUACCAGUGUAGUGCCCACAAUGCCGACCGCAACCGAGUGUCAUCAGCUGGAAACCUGUUUGUCAGCCUCUCCUAUGAUGACGCAAACAAGAUAUCAGCACCAACCUUUGUGGCAGCACCAAAGAGCACUGUGGCUGUAAAGGGGUCAAACGUGACCCUGGACUGUGCAGCUAAUGGAAAUCCUCGUCCAAAUCUCACCUGGCUCAAAGAUGGUGUCACCAUUGACAUGUCACUUCUAGACAGCAGGUUCAGGAAAGUUGGCGUGGGGAGCUUACAGAUUGAAAGCAUUCAGGAAGCUGAUGAAGGCACGUACAUGUGCCGAGCAGAGAACCACGAAGAUUCGGUCGAUGCAAGUGCUACGGUGGAAGUUCAAGUUCCUCCGAGGUUCACCAAGAAGCCAAAGAAUAAGGUUGCCUACGAAAAAGAGGACGUUGAGUUUGAGUGUGAAGUGUAUGGGAAACCGGACCCGCUGGUACAUUGGUAUCACAACGGAGAGGCAAUCAUUCAGAGCGAGUACUUCCAAAUCGUCAAUGGCAACAGCCUCAGGAUAUUGGGUCUCGUUGACGCAGACAAAGGCAUCUACCAGUGUAUUGGCUCUAACCCUGCUGGCAACAUACAGACGGCAGUACAACUCAUCGUUUUGGACCCUGAAUCUCCUCACCUUGCUACCCAUGCCACUUUCACUACCCCCUUGCUGGAAACCUCAGGCCAUUUGCAGAGAAGCAAAGACGUCCCGUCGGCGCCACGCGACGUGACAGCACGGCUCGUGUCGACACGCUUCGCAACGCUUUCAUGGAGUGUCCCCGAGAGGGUGGAAGGGCAUAUCUUGGCAUACUCAGUUUACUACAGGGAAGAAGGAUCCACUCGAGAACGUGUCCUGAAUACUACGAGACAGAGUCUGGAGGAGAUAAUCAUUCAGGGGCUGCGACCAUCCACAAAGUACUACUUCCGCGUGGUUGGCUACAAUGAACACGGACCAGGUGAAAGCUCACCCGAGCUUGAGGUGGAAACAAACCCUGAAGUGAGCAUCCCUGGGCCACCACGCAGCUUGAAAGCCAUUCCAGUGUCUGCUACCGCUAUACGCGUCUACUGGGAGGCACCGGAGAGCCGUAAGGAAGUCGUACAGCACUACCAGCUUUCCUAUCAGGAGACUGGUACCACAGAAGACGAGGAGAAAAGAGUUACCACUACCGACACGUGGUACCACCUGAGGAACUUGAAGAAGUACACAGAAUACAACAUUUGGAUCACGGCAGUCAACCAGAAUGGCUCGGGCAUCAGCUCUGAGGAGACACUCGCACGAACCUUUUCAGAUGCGCCUUCCGACAUACCGCAAAAUGUGACACUCGAGGCAGCCAGCUCCACAAGUAUUAUAAUAAGGUGGGAACCCCCGCCAAAGGACUCCCAGAAUGGCAUCAUAACUGGCUACAAGAUCAGGUACAAGCUGAAAGGUAGCCGCAGGGGAGACACCAUUACGACUGAUGGAAACCGGAGGCUGUAUGCGCUAUCUGGGCUGGAAAAAGGUGCCCAGUAUAGCGUCAAAAUUGCAGCCCUGUCUGUAAAUGGCACAGGACCGGCCACGGAUUGGAUGACAGUGGAGACAUACCAGAAUGAUCUCGAUGAGUCCCGAGUACCCGAUCAGCCAAGUGGACUGCGAGCGAAGCCAACGUCGACAAGCAUCUUUGUUAGUUGGGCACCUCCUCGAAAUCAGGACAUCAUGAUCCGUGGCUACACCAUCGGCUGGGGCAUAGGCCUUCCCGAUGUCUACACCAAGGUGCUCAAUGGGAAGCAACGCUACUACACCAUUGAGAACUUGCAACCUUCCAAUGAAUAUGUGAUCAGCGUGAGAGCUUUCAAUCAAAUUGGUGAUGGCCAGCCGAUAUAUGAAACUGUCAAGACACUCAUUGAAUCAACUCCAGAGCCUCUGGUUCCAAUGUUACCACCCGUAGGCCUCAAGGCUAUUGUGCUGUCACCCAACACAGUCGUUUUGUUCUGGAGCGACAGCACACUGGCCAGCAGCCAGGUGAUCACGGACAACCGUUUUUACACAGUGCGCUACAAGGGCCACGGACAGCCCAAGUACCGCUACUUCAACUCCACGAACCUAAACUGCAUGAUCGACGACCUACGACCAAAUACACUCUACGAAUUCGCUGUGAAGGUUGUCAAAGGUCGCCGGGAAAGUGCCUAUAGUAUGGACGUUCUCAAUACUACACAGGAAGCAGCACCUACGAGCCCACCGCGAGACCUUACCGUCGUUCCGAGCGAGGACUCUUCAACGACUGUGAACCUUCAUUGGCAGCCUCCUAAGCAGCAGAAUGGCGUGAUUACAGGUUAUGUGAUCCUGUACACAGCCGACAACUCUCAAAAAGACCGAGACUGGGUCGUGGAAGCUGUGGUCGGGGACCGCAUGAGUGCGGUGAUCAAAGGCCUCACUGCAGACACUACCUACCAUUUCAAGAUCCAGGCCCGAAACAGCAAGGGCUACGGCCCACUCUCGACAGACGUGGUCUACCAUACAGGCAAGAGUUUAGAGCUUGCUUCUGGACCAACCAGCAACGGUGGGAUAUCGAACAACGUUCUGUACAUUGCAAUAGCAUCAGGCUUCACUGUCAUCUUACUUAUCCUGAUUGUAAUCUGCUACAUGAUGUGCCGACGGCGCCAGGGCUACAUUGGUCCAGUGAAUAGUAAGACGUAUGCGAGUGCAAAGGGUGUAGCCGCCAAGGGGGGCAAGGGAGCGACCAAGGACCUGAAGCCACCCGACCUGUGGAUUCACCAUGAUCAGAUGGAACUCAAGGCCAUGGACAAGAGCAGCAACCCAGAGGCAGCCAUGACAGCCACUCCCAUAUCGCGAAACUCCCAGGAGAUCUCCGAGGAGCACAUUGGCACGCUCGACAAGAAGAAGAACUCGGGCGGUGGCUACAUGGACCAGUUAAGCAGCGACGACAGUGGCAAAACCGAUAAGCCUCUCUUACCGAAAUCUUCACGCACUAAGCCCAUGAUGUUGCCACUUGACUCUCGGAAGUCGCUGCCCAAUUCUUGUAAAGCAUCCAUGGGACCAGCUGCUGUUUCCAAUGGAAGCAUGAAUGCUGGCUUAGAAGGCAGCUCCAUUAACAUGGGCCGUCCCAUCUACCCAAGGACCCAGUACAACAUACCUAGGGCACAUGUCACGAUCGAUGCAAUGCAUCCAGGUCAUGAAGGUCCAAGCCCCCAGAAGUCAGGGCUCAUGGGUUGUGGGAACCCCACUUACGAGCCCGUCUUGAAUCCAGGCAUGAGCCAUCCUAGUAGCUCGGCCUUGGGGACAGGCAGAUGCCCUGCCUAUAGCAACGCCCUGAUGGGAGCCGGGGGUGGGCCGCUGCUUUCACUGAGCUCGGCUCCUCCCCUCGGCCCGCCCCCCUCGGGGCCGCCACCCUCUGCAACCGCCGAGACGACAGGAACACUGACCAAGCGAGUGCACGCGGGGAAUCCCCUCAAAAGCUUCAGCGUGCCUGCACCACCCCCUCAAAGUGCGCCGUCUACACCACAGCCAAAGCACAUGGUAGUACGACCGCAGCAGGUAAGCGGCAGUCCGCACAAGAAAUCUUCUGUGGCCACGUCCACAUCAUCUGGGGGGCCCUCUAGCAAGCAGAGCCCUGGGCGACAGUCGGCGCUCAAGUCUCGCGUGGUGGCCUCACCACGCAGCAUCAACAGGGACGCAUCGUCUUCCGCCUCCACCACUCACACGCCCAAGAAGGAGGAAGACUUGGCUUCACCCUUCAACAAUGAAGAACUCACUCAAGAAAUGGCGAACCUCGAAGGCCUGAUGAAGGACCUAAACGCAAUAACAGCGUCAGAGUUUGAGUGUUAAUUAAGCCACCGUCUAUGGUCAAAUGACUCUUAGUCGUGCGGUUUACCGAGGACUCAAUACAGUGAACUUAACGAGCAGACUGUGUUCAGCCAACAAGCCUUCCGAGCAAGGCAACCGUCAUCUGUGGCACGAGAGACCGAGUUCGCAGUGUGCCAUACAACGGAGGGAAUCCAAAAGCUCGCCACUAGCCAUCUCUGUCGGGACUGUCUUGGAAUCCUGCCCCCUCAUCACUCACUUCGCGUUUUCUUGACCGUUUUUUUUUUCUUUUUAAUGGCCAGCUCAAAUGUCUGGAAACAUGGACUUGUUGCGGGCCCGCGGAAUUUUUCAGUAAGUGUUUGCAGAGCAUUGUACAUAGCGCUGCUGAGCACUACACGUUUUUAUACGACCGCAGUGCACCACUCUGACGGCACUGCCUUGUGCCUGCUGUAUGAGCACCAACUCGUUUUGACUGAAAGCAUCAAGUUCCCAAUGCCGUGCAUCUCACUCUACUCAUUGUUGAAGCACCAAUCAGUGAAGUGUUGUCACACUGAGAAAUGUCACUCGCCUUUUUCUUUAUAUAUUUUUGUGUGUGCCAAAGGCCAGCCACUAGCCUUAAAGGAAACCAGACAUCAAGAUUUUGGCACCCAAUUUUCAUUCUCGUUCAGAGGGCAGGUGGCUUCUAGUUCUAGGUAAUAGAUUCUGAAACAACUGGAGUACCUUUCAUUUCGAAGUUGUUCUCUCGAAUGCAUCAGGUCACUCAAACGAAAGGAUAUUUUAACACAUUGCAUUUAAAAAAUCGCAGCUCGUAUGUUGUUGGCACAUACGUGAAAGUGUUACCACUUUUUGUGCACAUUUGUGGUCUCAAGUAAUUUACAAAUCUAUGAACCUGUUUUCUGUUGCCAAAAAAAAUGGAAAGUGUUUGAAUCUUGUGCAUAUCAGCAAGAGGCUGUGCACAUACCUAACAGCUUUUUUUUGCAUUAUUGUGGGAGGUCAUGUGAUAGGUUCGAAAACUGCGGAAAGAAAAAUCAUGGUUCACAAAAAAAAAGAAUAGAAAAAAAAUGGACUAUCGCAAAUUGAUAUCAUCUGCACUGCUACUCAUCAUGAUCAAUUUCUUGUACACGUUUUUCUCAAAUGAUCAAAAUUUUGGUGUUUCUGCUCCUUUAGGCAAUACUUGUUCCCAAGCGUGCUCGUGUGCUUGUUGUUCUUGUUUUAUAUAUACAUAUACAGUAUUUCUUCUCAGCUCAGAUGAUACACGUUCAGAAAUCUCAUUUACAUAGCAGGGUAUACUUAUUGUGUUAUUAUGUUGCCGAUCCUACGUUUUAAUCCGCUUGAUCAUUAUAGAAAAUUUCCUCAUUACUAAUGUCGGUAUACUUUAUACCUUCAUGAGCUGUGUAAGUACUAUAAGAUGUUCGCGAAUGCCUAUGUAUGCUGUUUCAUAUAGGAAACAAAGAUGCUACAAAAGAUUGUGCAAGGUAGGCACACUGCAUUGUUACACCUCAAGUGUUGACAGGUAUUUACAAGCAUAGUCUCUUGGGAGUAUGGACUUCAAGAUAGCUGGGCAAGCGAUACACAGAUAUUCAAUUUGCUGUGACUACUACGCUGCGCAACUUUUUCGCCAAUGAUGGUUCGGUCAAUAAUUGUUGGCCGUUUCAAAAGCCGUUCCAAUGCACUUUUCUUGGUUUUGUUUACUCGGCCUAGAUCUGUUUCUGACAUACCUACUUACGUGCUUCUGAGUGAGUUCAGUUUAUGAAACUGCUUGAUACUAACGUUUUACCAGCCUACAUACAGUUAAAACGAUCAUUGCCAUAUCUACAAAAGAGUGAGCAAGAACUUUGUUGCCAUCAUACCUAUACUCUUAAGAGUUGCUGUCGCAUUUGUUUACACAUAACCACAGCACUACUCCUAAAUGUGCUACUGCACAUUUCUAUUCCACGAAGUGUGACAUUUCUAUUACAUAAAGUGUGACAUUAACUUGGGGAUGAGAGUUUCAUUGCCAAAUGCGCUCAUAUUAACACUUUGAGAACAAAAAAUCUACUAAUGCAUUCUCAGUUUUUUGCAGGCUAGCUUGAAACAUCAGGCAAAUAAGAAAUGAUUAAGUUUAACCAUCGUGUUCUUUCACAGACAGUUCUGCCUUAUUACAAAGUCACUGAUCUAGCCCAGCUUUCACUCUGGGAUGUUGUAGCCACAAGCAAAGUUACCCACAUUUAUCGUUUUUCUUGCGAGAGCUAGCUGAAAAUUCUGCAAUGAACUUGCAUUCUUUCUCAUGUAGUGUGAAGCACAUUAUAUACAUAUAAAGAUCAAGAAGUUGAUUUGGGUGAGAUAUUAGUUAUAUUAGGUUUUAGUAAGUGCGCAUGACACAAAUCAUGCUGGCUACUGUCUUAUACAAUUUGACGACGUGUAAGUUUUUUUUUUCAACAAACCAUGAGCAAAUUGGAAAGCUUAAUCUGCACCAACUUUCUGCCUCAAAGAUGUGGGAAUGUGCAUAUCUCUGCUUUUUUAGCUGAGGAUCACAUAUGUUAAAACUUGUGUCUGUCACAAAAGCAUCAGACAUGUAUUGCUGAACCUAAAAACCAAUAUUUUUCACUAGGUGAAAUUAAGGUCUUCUAAGAUGGUCCAUACAAGACCCAAACCUCAAUAUAACAAAGUUGCUUCUUACAUGGAAGUAAGUCGUUCAUAUCAGAAAAUUCGUUAUAAAGGUGUAUUCCUAAGACUGCAUCGAUUGCAAAACUAUUCUUUGCUUCGUUAUAACCGAUAUUUCAUUAUAUCUUGGUUCGUUAUAUCGAGAUUUGAGUGUAUCUGUAGCUCCUGACCUGUUAACUGUGCAGGGUUGGCUGAGAUUCUACCCAUGCAGUCAGCGAACUUACUUUAUGAAGGGAAUCGAGUAAUGCAUAAUGGCAUACUUCAUGCAUAACCCGUGGCCUAAAAAUUCCAUGAACUUAAAUACAAAGUGGCUCUAUGAGUUACGCAUAAGUUUAUUCCUUUAAGUGCAGUUUUGCAGAUAUGUGGAAUGCAUUGCUGCAAAGUUUCAAUGCACUUCAGCAGAAAGUUGUAGUUGGAGCUGUGAUGGGUAAACAUACAAAAUUGCCUACAAAGCUUUGAUUUUCAUUCAUAAAUAUAGGAAAAUUUGAAAUUCUAUGCAUAUGUGUGUGAGGCCUUUGGUGAUUAUAGUUAUGUAUGUACCAAGGAACAGCUUAUAUGUACUAUAGGAAAACAGUAUGUUGCAUCAAGAAAGGUUAGAUAAGUGUGUGCUCAUUAAGAUAUUCUGCGCCACUCAUUUAACUUACUUUGUGUGUCGGCAUGUUUUUCAGCAUAAUCAAACAGGCCAAAUAGCUUGACUCUGUAUACAAGAGGUUCUAAUUAACUGAUACAGCAAAUGUUGCACUGCAUUACGUGUAUGCAAGUAUGUGUGGAAGUGGUCAUUAUAAAUAUUAGUUCACUUUUCAAAACCUUUCCAGAGUUUCACUGUGAAAGUGAAGGUCGUGUUUGUGUGUGUGCGUGUGGUGUACAGAACUUAAAAUAAUGAACGAAUUGUUGUGACUGUCCUGUUUUUCACUACUAUUACGGUAGACAGUCAAUAUCAGUCAUGAGUUGUUAAAUUUCCAUGUCUUUUGUACUUGCUUGCUAAACAUGCUUCUUUAAUUCUUCUUCUAGGAUGAGACAUGCUUGAUGAUGAUCACAAUUUUGUAAACAUGCAGCUCAAAGCCAGGAAGUUGUUAAUGAUGCAAGAUGAUCUGUCACUUAGUUCCAGGUCACAGUGUUUUGCUUUUGUAUAUAUGUAAGCGUUGCGUGUACGUUUUAUAGAUCUGCUGUAGUCUUCUUUGCUGUGCCAUUUAUAGGUAGUGAAUGCUAUGAGGUGCUUACAUUUUUUUUAACACUUUUUAAUGCCUGUGUUUUGUGUGAACAAACAUUUCUUUAUGUACAAUUUGUCGAGAUAAAUGAAAUAUAUCACAUACUGUCCUGCAGAUUC